AUGCUAGAGCAACUCAAGAACAAUCAGAAUAAAGAAACUCAGGUUGAUACUGAAGACUCACUAGUAAUCACAAAUCCUCGUCAUCAAGAUAUUCUAAGUGGCCAGAUAUACAAAGACAAAUCAACACUAAAGAGUGUGCUCAGCUACUAUGCAAUUAAAAAUCACUUCCAAUACAUGGUGCAAAAAUCAUGCUCCAAAGAGUACAGUAUUGUUUGUUUGGACCGAAAAUGCAAGUGGUCACUAAGAGCAUCAAUAAAUGGCACCACACAGGAAUUUAUCAUUAGAAAGUACUACUGGAUAUACACUUGCUCCUUGGAAAUAAGAUUUGGAGACCAGCAUCAAACAACAUCAAAGUUAAUAGGCGACUGCAUAAAACCAAACUUCUUAAACAUUAAAACAACAACCACACCAAAAGACAUCAGAAGUGACUUAAAUGACAGGUAUGGUAUAAAGAUGAACUACAUGAAAGCAUGGCGGAGUAGGGAGCACGCACUCAAAAACCUACGAGGAAAAUCAAAAGAACCAUACAGCCUCUUACCAAGUUACUUGUACAUGCUACAAAAAACCAGCUCUAGAUCAAUAUUAGAAAUCAAAACAGGAGAAGACAACAGCUUGUUAUUUCUAUUCAUGGUAUUGGAUGCAUCAUUGAAAGGCUGGCCAAAGUGUAAACCAAUAAUAGUUGUUGAUGGCACUUUCCUAAAAGCUACAUAUGGUGGAACACUACUCUUAGUGCAUAAGAUGUUGGAGGUAAAAAAUUUACACUUGCAUUUUGUAUUGAAGACUUGGGAAAAUGACAAGUCAUGGGAAUGGUUUUUUAAGAAAUUAAGAGAAGCUUAUGGAGUUAGAGAAGGGCAAUGUCUAAUAUCAAAUAGACAUGAAAGCAUCAUAAAAGAAACCAAACAAGUAUACCCAGAAAUAACACAUGGAAACUGCAUGUUCUACCUUCUCAGUAACCUGAAAACAACGUACAAAAAACAUGCAAAAAAAUACAGGGAACCACUCUUUGGGGCUACGACAGCAUACACAGUAGAAUUUUGA
This is a messenger RNA of Humulus lupulus (European hop), 1038 nucleotides long. RefSeq lists its product as uncharacterized. The record is from RefSeq and is a predicted model, not a curated record. Lineage: Eukaryota; Viridiplantae; Streptophyta; Magnoliopsida; Rosales; Cannabaceae. The transcript has a single exon. The coding region runs from base 1 to 1038 and encodes 345 amino acids.